Molecule: messenger RNA, 1923 nt
Organism: Aaosphaeria arxii CBS 175.79
Lineage: Eukaryota; Fungi; Ascomycota; Dothideomycetes; Pleosporales
Exons: 1
Coding region: 1-1875 (624 amino acids)
Source: RefSeq, a predicted model, not a curated record
AUGGCUCGGGGUUCGGUAAAGGACGCCUUUGGCGAGGGCGCUCCCCCUUCCAACUUAGACUUUCCUAGAGGAAACCUCACGGCCGCUGAAAUUAUAGCCUACUUCCCACAUUGGCUGAAGAGUGUGGAUGUGAUCCAACGAUUUGCCAACAAUGGAGCAACGGCCAAGGUUAUAGCACAAAUGAUGAAUAGGUUCCGUACUUUUGACCACCACAUAAGUUACCCGGCAAAUUCUAUAACUAUAAUGAUGCAACACCCCAUGCGGCGACAACACCCACAGUGGACGCUUGGUAAAUACAUAACCUUCCUCACAGAAGCUGAGAAAAGAGCUUGGAAUAACCUGAAUAUCGACGUGGGUGGUUUUCGAACUCCUCGCAUCACUCAUCCAAAGGCCGGCAAUAUGAACCACGCCGCAAACCACCCAGUGCCACCCAUAAACUUUCGUGACCUCGCCAGACACAUCAAGCAACAUCCCACUGGGGACGAUGCCCUUGACCUCACGCGGUGCGUACAGUAUGCAAUCAAUAACCCAGAGCGGGAAUGGCUGUUCCCAAGAGACUUUCAACGACUCGUCAACCGCAUCGGCGGGCCCAAGCAAGUGUCAAAUGGUAAUCUCGACCGUGCUGUAUUCACACGUUACGCAAAUGGAGGCCGUAUAGGGCAUCCCAUACAAGUAGGACCGCCCCCUCCUCCUCCUCCUCCUCCUCAUCCUCCUACUAUUAAUCCUCCAAUUCAGCCUUCUCCUCAUCCUGUUCUUCCUGCCGCUCCUGCUGCUGGCUCAAAGCGGAAGCGUCCAUCAUGGGAAUCUCAAUCCGAGGCAUCUGCAUCAUCCAAGCGUCCCCGUAUAGAUAACCCAUCGGAAGAAUCGGAAGAAAAUGUGCAAGAAGACAUAGAAGAAGCUACGGAACAAACUACAGAACCAAACAUAGAGGAGGCUGUAGAAAAUGUAAUAGGGGAAUUCGUACGCAGAUCCGUGGAUGACGCCGUGGAAAAAAAUCACGAUAAUCCUGAAAGUAACGAAGAUGAAGUCGAAAGCGCUGACACAGAUGAACUGGAUUCGUAUACUCACCCAGGGUUACAUGCGCCAGCGACCUUUUCAAGUACUGGCUACAGUCAGAGUACUGGUUUUGUAGGACAUAUUGACAAACGGCAUAAGAGGCCCAGACCCGUCGAGGAAAGUGACGGUGAUGAUAGCACUAUUCCACCGAAACGCCCCCGUCUGUUGGCUCAAGAACACACGACGGACAUUCAUUUGCCAGCAACAGAUGGCCUCUCACAUGACGGUUCUGGAAUGUCCCAAUACGGGUACAUGGGCAACGAACAUGGAAACUUCAGUUUCUGUCCCUACUCUCUGACUUCUGUUACCCCAGAUCCCGCUGGAAGCACUCCAGGAUAUUUCGAUAAUAUCCAGAACACAACUCCGACACCAGUGUUUCCGGAGACGGUCACCCCAGCCCCUGAUCCUAUAUCCCAACCGGUGCAAGAAAGCCAGACCGAAGGAAACAAAGAGAAACCACCGCCGUAUCUUGAACCAUUACCACUGCCAGAAUUUAGACCCAUCAUACAUUUCUAUAAUGUGCACGAGUAUGCGGCAGACGGUGCUGUCGACCAAUGGGAUUCCGCAUACGAUUUCUAUCGCAGGACCGCGUAUGGGAUUGCCUUACCAAGGCUGGAAGCGCCACACCGCGAGCUGCAUCGACUGAGCGUACCGAACGACGGAGACAUAGGCGAAUUUGCGGAAAGUGUCCGUUGGGCGAGGCAACAAUGGGACUGGUACGGAUCGGUCUGGCUCGAGAAUCCAUUCUCGCUGGCUUUUAUAUAUGAGCACCGUAAAAUGACCUUAUGGCACAGCGAUGUCCUCGAUAAGCUUUUAUGAGACGAUGAUCAAGAUGAGUCUGUAUGAAAGUUAUAUAACCUAUGACGA